CCCGCCGUUCUCCCCAACUCACAGCGGCCCAGAACGGAUCGUGACGUCAGCCCAGGUGCUUCCCCUGGGGCGGGGUUUCGACUGCCCCGGGUAGGCGGAGGCUGGUUGGCUGGGAGCGCGCAUGCGCAUGACGGCGGCGGGGACUUGCGCUCGCCGCGGCGAACUGUGAGGCAGUCAAAGACGGAGCGCGCGGCGAGCUGGGACUUGCGCUCGUCGCCGCUCGUGUUCUGGGCGUAGCGAGCGAGUGAGAGGUUAUGAGCCUGCAGGACUCCAGCGGCCACGCUCGCUCCGGCCGCGGCCAUGGCAGCCUCUAUAGAGCAGGAGUUCCAGGAGAUCGACAGUGCUAACGACUGGCAGGCUCGCUACCUUGAAAUUCGGCAUAAAGCCAAUGACUAUCCUCAUAGAGUUGCAAAAUAUCCAGAAAACAGAAAUCGAAAUAGAUACAGAGAUGUCAGCCCAUAUGACCAUAGUCGUGUAAAACUGCAGAACACAGAGAAUGAUUAUAUCAAUGCCAGUUUAGUAGUCAUAGAAGAAGCCCAAAGAAACUAUAUUUUAACACAGGGUCCACUUCCUAAUACUUGUUGUCAUUUUUGGCUAAUGGUAUGGCAACAAAAGACCAGAGCUGUUGUCAUGCUAAACAGAAUUGUUGAAAAAGAGUCAGUAAAAUGUGCACAGUACUGGCCAACAGAAGAGGAGGAAGUCAUGAUGUUCGAGGAAACGGGAUUUUGUGUGAGGCUAGUAUCAGAGGAUAUAAAAUCCUAUUAUACAGUUCACCUACUACAAUUAGAAAACAUCAAUAGUGGUGAGUCCAGGAUGAUAUCUCAUUAUCAUUAUACUACGUGGCCAGAUUUUGGAGUCCCUGAGUCCCCAGCUUCAUUCCUCAACUUCUUGUUUAAAGUCAGAGAAUCUGGUUCGCUGAGUCCUGAACAUGGACCUGCCGUAAUUCACUGUAGUGCAGGGAUAGGACGCUCUGGCACAUUUUCAUUAGUAGACACCUGUCUUGUCCUGAUGGAAAAAAAAGACCCUUCUUCUGUGGACAUUAAGCAAGUAUUACUGGAUAUGAGAAAAUAUCGCAUGGGACUUAUUCAGACGCCUGACCAGUUAAGAUUCUCAUAUAUGGCUGUAAUAGAAGGAGCAAAAUUUAUCAUGGGGGAUUCAACUAUACAGAAACGGUGGAAGGAACUUUCUAAGGAGGAUCAAGCACCACGUUCUGAGCAGUCUCCUCCACACCCAACCAGAAUAAAUACAGAGAAGUACAAUGGGAAUAGUGUGAGCGUAGAAAAACAGGAGCAAAUGGGGGAGAAAACAAAUACUGAACUGUCCACUAAAGUACAAGAUACUAUGGAUGGAAGCAUUGAAAGUACUGUUCGGAAACGGCUGCGAGAGGAUAGAAAGGCUCACACAGCCCAGAAGGUGCACCAGAUGAAACAGAAGCUAAGUGAGACUGAAAGAAAAAGAAAAAGGUGGUUAUAUUGGAAACCUAUUCUCACUAAGAUUGGGUUUGGUACAGUCAUUUUAGUUGGAGCUUAUUCUUGCUGGAAACUGUAUUUUCAAGAACAUUCCUUGUAAGUAAAAACUUAUUUGCACUGUGAGCCUGUCUACGGUAGCAGCUAAUCUUACUGCAAGUCAGUCACUAGGGAGUUUGACUUUCAGCAGCAAACUCCUUAACACCUAAAAUCGGUGCAGUUUAGACACAAACUAGAUAAGUGAUGUAAACUGAUCAGUCAGCAUCUCAGGACUUUCACAGCAGGUACUUCUGAAACCAAACGGCAAAUUGCUACCCAGAAUAAAGUUGUUCGUUUGUUUGUUUUAAAUAAACAGGUACAAACUUUGUAACUGUAUUUAUAUACUUUUAAAAAUGGUAUUCCACUGAAUCUAGAUAGAUAGACCCUGAGCCAUGAAAAUUUAACUAUCGCGGCUGUCUGGGGUUUAAUUUACAUGCCUGACAUAAGCAAUAAACAGUGUGUUAUCAUUUACAUUAUUAAUGCAAAGAACUUAUCCUUAAAUGUGUGUAAUGUACUAUUGACAUAGGCAUCAACAUUUUAUAUUCUUAUGACCCAGGAUAAAUAUAUUUUAUAAUUGCAUAUUUAAUCUUACUUUUUGUAGCUAACUGUACUUUUAAAAACUUAGUGUGUACAAAUUUAUUUGACCAAAAAAAAAAAAUUUGAUUUUGGAACUAAAUGUAAAGGAUCAUUUGUGCACAGUGCAUCCAUUCCCUACGUUUCAAGAUUUUGAGACUUUCGAUAUGAGCAGCUAGGGUUCUGAUGAAGCACUUUUCAGUUUCUACUCUGUACGCUGCAUUCCUUUUAUUUAUUUAUUUUGUUUUGUUUUUGCGGUGUCCUUAUUUAAAGAAGCUUUAAAAUGCCCUUUUUUUUUUUAAAUAAAGCUGUUUGCUAGCCCUAGACCUAGAGGCAAAUUGUUAAACUGAUUAAUGGAAGUUGUAUUAAGACUUCAGCUACUGUCUGAAGCUCUAGUUUUGUUAAAGUUCUGACAUUCCAUUAAAUGUGAAAUGAUAUUUUGUGUCUCAUCUUAUUAUUUUUUUUUAGUUGUAUUCUGUGUAAAUAAUAAAAAUCUAUCACCCAUCAAUAAUGGCACAUUGAAUGCAACUUAAAACUGAUUUAACUUUGUGGAAAAACUUGUUUAAAAAGUAAUGGAAAGCAUUAGCUACAGAAUAUAGAUGAAUAUUGUCAACUAUUUGAUAACAUUUUAUUAACUGUGACAAAGUCUUAAGGAUGCCAGAUCUAUUUAAGGUACUUUUUUAAUUUGCCUCUCACCAUAGUAAACACAAUAGUUAGCCACUUCAUCAGGAAUAGUAGAUGAAGGAAGUACUUAUUUACCUUUGGAUCAGUUUGAGAUGGAUCAUACAUUUUUCACUGUUUAUACAAAAAAGUAACUCCAGACAGUGUGAAUAGGAGUAAAAUGUGUAAUUCUCCUGGUAUUAGUAGAAGAAUGAGACUUCAGGUGAUAGGCUUACAGUAUUCAGAGCUGUGUUUCUGUAAGACUGCCAUUAAAACAAAAUGGCAACUUGUACCGGAACCAUGGCAGAGCCAAGAUUUAGUAAUUGCUUUGGCACAUACAGUAAGUUUGGUUAUUUGUUGUAAGUAGGUAUUUUAAGGAUAAUACAAUAAAGUUCAGUAAUGCUAAAUUCAAGACCGUAAGCAAUUGAGGGGAGAGUGCAGAUUUUGUGUUUAGGAAGGGCUUGUCCCAACAAAUAUCUAUUUUUUUUUAACCUUCAGCUGUUCUAACGCUAAUCAACCCCCCAGCCUAAAGGCAGUGCAUUAGUCUUUCCAUCAUAUAUCUUCUAAUCUUCCAAUAUUUCUUUUCUUUUCUAAAGUGUCUUACAAACAGCUGGGUUUUAUUUAUGGGAAAAUGUAUGUUGUGCCAUGAAGUACUAUUAUAAAAGUGAAAUAAGAUCUUCAUAUCCUAAAGUGCUUAAAGGAAAACAGUUAAGAAAAAAAAUCUCCAAGAAAUGAUGAUAUCCCUUUCUCUGAAAUUGCAAGUCUCCAUUUAUCUCCUGACUCAGCAGCAGGAUUUUUCCAGGCAUUUUCUGCUUCCCUCUGAUGAUAAGCUCUAAAUGCAUCUUUGAACACCCUAAUUUGAAUUCUUAUACCUGACUCCAUCUAAACUCUGUCUUCUACAUUGCCCAGACCCCAAGAACACUCUUGGUCUCUUGGGAACGUUCAUGUAUGCUCACAUUGUGUUCACUCCUUUUCAGACCACAGAGUAGCAUUUGUAAAUGAAUUUGGUAAUUCAUGAGUAAGCUGUGUUUGGUUGGCUUGGCUGCAUCAUUAACAACCAGGCUGUGAAAACAUCUGUAACAAUUGUUAAGGAUCACACCAGUGACAGGCAAAAAUAUUUUAAAUUCUGAUCUGCUGCGGUAUAAGGUUGGGAAAGAAGCUUAAAGAAUUAAGCCUUUUACCACAUUCCAGGAAGGAGCUUUGUGUAAAAUCCUAGUUCCAUUUAAAAUCAAUGGCAAAAUGCCCACUGACUUUUUAGUGGGGUUAGGAUUUCCUCUUUUGUCUUUAGUUCAUAGCACUUUACAGGAAGGUGGUUGUUACAAAAUCUAGGCUAUGCAUACUUUGCUGUUUUUUAUGGCAAUUAAGUCAAAAGAGAACAUGAGACAACAGUCUUCACUUCUGAGAUAUUAUAUCCUGAUUGGCGCACUAGUUCUGAAAUGCUGUUGAGCUUCUGAUUUGAAUCUUGACUGUGAUCCUUUUUCCCCUGCAUGUAUUUGUUUUCCAGAAUAAUUACAUAUAAUUGGAGCAUAGUAGAACUUAUUUUUUUUAAUUGGAUCACUUUAAAGCUGACAUUCAGAUGAUUAGCUUCAUACAAAUCUCAUUCACCUUUUACCAAGUAACAAACACCUGAAUCUCCGUUAUAUGUAGCACAUUCUAGUUUUAUAAGGAUUGGAAUUUUGGUUUUCUAUUCGAUUUUUUUUUUCUGGCAGGGGAAAUCUAUUAUUUGCAAUGGCACCACUUACUGUGUUGAGUGCCCCUCGAUCUUUUAAAUAUUUUCCCCACUACUUGUUGAGCAGGAGUUAUCCAAUAGCAAUAAUUAAAUACAGUCUAACGUAAAGAUUUGGAGAAAUUACAGGUGCAUUUUAGGGAAAUUUAAUUUGCAAAUGAAACUUAUUUAACUUAAUUAAACUUUUGGAACAUUACAUGUUCCAUUUCAUUAACUGAUGUAUUUUUAUUUUUAUAUAGUAUUUUCAAAAUAUACAGUAUAGUGCAAAUGGACAAUUAAAAAAGGCAGGUAGGUAUGAAAAAGGCUUGAAGUAUAAUAGAGGCCAACAACAUUGUACCUUUUCAUUUAUUAGACUUUAAAUGUCAGAUUUUUGGAUGACUGCACAAGAAACUUAUGUAAAUUGAUUGAGGUAACUCAUGGGAAAAAUUGUCAUUGUGGUCAGGUGAUUUAAACUACAGGGUGGAAUUUGGCAAAGUUAUAAUUGUGUGAUAGUCUUCCUGCCUUUUAAAGCUGUUUUUUAAUUGGCUUCAGCUCAGUCUCACUCUUUUGUGUACUAAAAAUAAAUGUGUUCAAAAUA
Messenger RNA from Mauremys reevesii (Reeves's turtle), 5041 nucleotides. It is a transcript of the gene PTPN2, whose product is annotated as protein tyrosine phosphatase non-receptor type 2. Gene Ontology annotation, molecular function: protein tyrosine phosphatase activity. Gene Ontology annotation, biological process: protein dephosphorylation. The transcript has 9 exons. Lineage: Eukaryota; Metazoa; Chordata; Testudines; Geoemydidae. Bases 301 to 1569 code for a protein of 422 amino acids. The record is from RefSeq and is a predicted model, not a curated record.